Molecule: messenger RNA, 1517 nt
Organism: Stylophora pistillata
Lineage: Eukaryota; Metazoa; Cnidaria; Anthozoa; Scleractinia; Pocilloporidae
Cellular component (GO): membrane
Source: RefSeq, a predicted model, not a curated record
CUUGGUAACCGUAAGUGAAAAAUAUGGAAUCAAAAGAUAGCACAGCAGAUGGAGAAUUCAGCGUGUUAAUUGAUUUGCGAGCAAGUGGACACUGCUCCUUCCAGAGACAGCCAUUAAUUUCACCCGGAAUUGAACAAGCAAAAAAUAGCUCAAUUGCAGUAGAAACCCAAGCAUCACCUGACCAAACCAGUCCUGUUAUCAAAUCAAACAGAGAGAAACGAAGAACUUUGAGUGAAUGGAUGAGAAAAUAUUUCUUAGAAGGUCAAGCUUUGACUUCUACUCAGACUCAAGCUCUUGAAACACUCGAUCCGAGCGCGCCAUACUAUCAGAGGCUCAUUGUCAAGCACCGCCGGCUAAUGGGGGUAGCUAUUCCCUUUAUCUUCUUUCAAGUCAUAUGGUGGAGUUGUGCCAUCAAGUACAACUUCUGGAGUCUGUUUCCUGGCAGAUAUUUCAUGUCAAUAACGAUGGUUCUCGGUUCCCUAAUUGCAGGAAUGACAAGUGAAGGUGGUGGCACAGUUGCUUUUCCCAUCAUGACCCUCGCUUUUAGUAUUGCACCAGAAGUAGCACGUGACUUCUCACUUAUGAUCCAGUCCUGCGGUAUGACAGCAGCGGCUUUCACCAUCUUGUGGAUGCACGUGCAGCUUGAAUGGCAUUCCAUAACAUUGUGCUCCAUCGGAGGAAUCUUUGGCAUGAUAAUUGGCUUGGAAUUUAUCGAUCCUCAACUCACCCCUGCCCAGAAGAAAAUGGGAUUUGUAUGCGUGUGGUUUGCGUUCGCUUUUGCUCUGUUUCUUUUGAAUCGCUAUCACAAGCGGAAAACAUACACGACUAUCCCAGAAUUCAAAUUGUGGAAGCUCAUUGUGCUUCUACUGACCGGAUUGAUCGGUGGAAUAUUCUCAGCUAUCGCAGGAAGUGGCGUGGAUAUCUGCAGCUUCAGCGUUCUCACCCUUCUCUUCCGUGUAAGCGAGAAGACUGCCACACCUACGUCCGUCGUCUUGAUGGCAGGAAACACAGCAGUGGGCUUCUACUGGCGUCAGGUCAUCCAGCAAGCGGUGAGUGCCGAGGCAUAUUAUUACCUGGCAGUUUGUGUGCCAAUUGUUGUGUUGGGUGCUCCAGUGGGAUCCGUGAUUGGGAGGCAUUUUCAUCGUCAGGUUCUCGCAAGCUUCAACUAUAUUUCGGACACCGUUGCUCUUAUAAGUGCUUUCUUAAUUGUGCCUCUCUCAAAAGCUUUGAUUUUGGCCUCCGUGUGUAUCAUAGCGUUUGGAUUUUUCUUCUUUGGGCUGAUAGCCUAUGCUGGAAAAAGAAUAAUGGAAGGAGUUGAAAACAAAAGAGAACGACAAAAACAGGUCAGUUGUGAGGAUGAUACCUAUGAAAAUACAAUGCAACCUUCUACUGCAGUUAACACCGUUUUCGAGAAAGACAAAGUUCGUCGUCUUGAAACACUUGAAAUGGCUCAGGGAAAAAGUAAAACUUCGGAGAUACAGGAUGUGCAAAAACUGGACACACUUUAUGAGGUGUGA